GGAGGGAAGGAAAGAAAGAAAGGGAGGGAGGGAGGAGGGUCCCGCCUUCUUCUUCUCCUGCUUCUCCUUCCAUUCAGCGCUUGGAGGGAGAAGCGAGAAGAGGAAGGAGCAACGAUGGCUCUGGACGGUAUUCGGAUGCCAGAUGGCUGCUACGCGGACGGGACGUGGGAGCUCAACGUCCAUGUCACAGACAUGAACAGGGAUGUAACUCUGAGGGUCACCGGGGAAGUCCACAUCGGUGGUGUCAUGCUGAAAUUGGUGGAAAAACUUGAUGUCAAGAAAGAUUGGUCUGACCACGCUUUGUGGUGGGAAAAGAAGAAAACCUGGCUCCUUAAAACUCACUGGACCUUGGAUAAGUAUGGAAUACAGGCCGAUGCGAAACUACAGUUCACUCCUCAGCACAAACUGCUCCGGCUCCAGCUUCCCAACAUGAAGUAUGUGAAGGUGAAAGUCAACUUCUCUGACAGAGUCUUCAAAGCCGUGUCUGACAUCUGCAAGACUUUCAACAUCAGACAUCCAGAGGAGCUCUCCCUCUUGAGGAAGCCUAGAGACCCAACGAAGAAGAAAAAGAAAAAGCUGGACGAUCAGUAUGAAGACGAGACGCUGGAGCUGGAAGGGCCGCUCAUCACCCCAGGAUCAGGCUCUGAUGUUCUUUACAUUGGUCCAGUCAAAGGGAGCAUUUAUUCAAGCCCGGGACUUUACAGCAAAACCAUGACCCCAACCUACGAUUCUCACGACGGGAGCCCCUUGUCUCCCACCUCGGCGUGGUUCGGGGACAGCGCUUUGUCAGAAGGGAAUCCAGGCAUCCUUGCCGUCAGCCAGCCCAUCACGUCCCCAGAAAUCUUAGCCAAGAUGUACAAGCCACAGACGCUUCUGGACAAGGCCAAGAUCAACCAAGGGUGGCUCGAUUCUUCCAGGUCCCUCAUGGAGCAAGAUGUGAAGGAGAACGAAGCCUUGCUUCUCCGGUUCAAGUACCACAGCUUCUUUGAUUUGAAUCCUAAGUACGAUGCCAUCAGAAUCAACCAGCUGUAUGAACAGUCCAAAUGGGCUAUUCUCUUGGAAGAAAUAGAAUGCACAGAGGAGGAGAUGAUGAUGUUUGCAGCAUUACAGUACCACAUCAAUAAGCUAUCAAUCAUGUCAUCAGAAAAUCACUUAAACAACAGCGACAAAGAAGUGGAUGAAGUGGAUGCUGCGCUUUCCGACCUGGAGAUUACCCUCGAAGGCGGGAAGACCUCCACGAUUCUGGGAGACAUCACUUCCAUCCCAGAGCUGGCGGACUACAUUAAAGUAUUCAAGCCGAAAAAGUUGACCCUGAAGGGUUAUAAACAGUAUUGGUGCACCUUCAAAGAUACCUCUAUCUCCUGUUACAAGAGCAAAGAGGAAUCUAACGGCACUCCGGCUCACCAGAUGAACUUGAGAGGAUGUGAAGUGACUCCUGAUGUCAACAUCUCAGGCCAGAAGUUCAACAUAAAACUCUUGAUUCCAGUUGCUGAGGGCAUGAAUGAAAUUUGGCUCCGCUGUGAUAAUGAAAAGCAGUAUGCGCACUGGAUGGCAGCUUGCCGGCUGGCCUCCAAGGGCAAGACCAUGGCCGAUAGCUCCUACAACUUGGAAGUCCAGAACAUCUUGUCCUUCCUGAAGAUGCAGCACCUGAACCCCGACCCUCAGAUCAUCAGCGAGCAGGUCACAACGGACAUCAACCCUGAGUGUUUGGUUUCUCCGAGGUACCUGAAGAAGUAUAAGAACAAGCAGCUAGGCCAUAUCAGAGACCUGAUCACGGCCCGGAUCUUGGAGGCCCAUCAAAACGUGGCCCAGAUGAGCCUCAUUGAAGCCAAGAUGAGAUUCAUACAAGCCUGGCAGUCCCUACCGGAGUUCGGCAUCACCCACUUCAUUGCAAGGUUCCAAGGGGGCAAGAAGGAGGAGCUGAUUGGGAUCGCCUACAACCGGCUCAUCCGGAUGGAUGCCAGCACCAGCGAUGCCAUCAAGACGUGGCGGUUCAGCAACAUGAAGCAGUGGAAUGUCAACUGGGAAAUCAAAAUGGUGACGGUGGAGUUUGCCGACGAGGUCCGCGUGUCCUUCAUCUGCACCGAAGUGGAUUGCAAGGUGGUGCACGAGUUCAUCGGCGGCUACAUCUUCCUCUCGACGCGGGCCAAGGACCAGAACGAGAGCCUAGAUGAGGAGAUGUUUUACAAACUGACCAGCGGCUGGGUGUGAGCCGGACAGACCUUAUUGUGCAGCGCUGACGUCAAACUCAAAAUGGCCAUAUUAAUAUUUAACUUCAAAAGCUGUUAUUUGAAAUAUGCUGCUUAAUCAAGUUAAGCUUGAAGUGUAUCAUUUUAUUUCCUCCUCCUUUCUUUUCAAAACAAACAAACAAAUCGUGGAAACCUCUGCCUUAGCAGACCGGUCCGUAUGUGCUUUCGAACACACUUUUGUGCUUGAACGAGACCAUAAUCAUAAUAAUACUACGGACCGUUCGCUUGUGCCUCUUGAGCGAAGGAGUGGACGAUCAGGUCGAUCGUUUCUCGCCGUCGUAAGCUAACCAAACCGACGAAAUAACCCUUAAGCCAUUUAGACUCUUAAAGAAACCCAGGGCCUAGUCUAUAUGAAGUCUAUUUAUCAUGUUUAAUGCAUGUUUUGUGAGGGUUUUUUUUAAUCAGAUAGAUAUAUAUAUAUUGCAAAGUGGACGGUCCCGUGUGUGCAAUUAGCCUUUCGGUGUGCAAUUAGGAAGGGCUUUCGCACGGACUGCUUCCUGUUGCGCAGCCAUGGUGCUCAAUGGAUGAUGAUGAUGAUGAUGAUGUCCCUUUGUUUUCCGCACUACAUAUCCCAGACCCUUUACGGGAGGAGGAGCCUGGCGCUUUGACCGAAGCAAUCAAGCGUGGCCUUAGAAAAAUACUAAAA
This is a messenger RNA of Anolis sagrei ordinatus, 2895 nucleotides long. The record is from RefSeq and is a predicted model, not a curated record. Lineage: Eukaryota; Metazoa; Chordata; Lepidosauria; Squamata; Anolidae.